Messenger RNA from Cololabis saira (Pacific saury), 3984 nucleotides. RefSeq names its product alanyl (membrane) aminopeptidase-like b (gene anpeplb). Gene Ontology annotation, molecular function: zinc ion binding; peptide binding; metalloaminopeptidase activity. Gene Ontology annotation, biological process: peptide catabolic process; proteolysis. Lineage: Eukaryota; Metazoa; Chordata; Actinopteri; Beloniformes; Belonidae. The coding region runs from base 485 to 3328 and encodes 947 amino acids. The record is from RefSeq and is a predicted model, not a curated record. Gene Ontology annotation, cellular component: cytoplasm. The transcript is spliced from 20 exons.
AUGGCAAUAAACACAAGGAAUAAGGCUGCAAAUUGAAACCCUGGACACCUCCAGCUACAGUCAGAAGUGCUGGUGUCUCCUUGAGGGAUUUUACUGACUUGUGUGAGACAUUUGAUCAACGGGCGUUUGAUGGCGUCGAGGGCGCAGUUGGAAGACUAGGUAUUCCCUGAGGCUUACUUGACUCCUACAUUUAGUGGAAAUGCCACGGUAACCACCUGCAGAUGUUUGGAGAGCGCAGCUUGACUCAUUAUCUACAAUGAACAUUGCUCUUCUCACACUACACCGCUUAACCUUUGCUCCUUUGGCUGGCCCACGUUAAUGCUUAAUCUAAGUACUGACCCGUAAUUGCUGAGGCCGAGCCCUGUUUAUGGGAGAGAUACAUCAAUGUGUGCAGAUCAGUCUGGACAGACCAGAGGUAGACAGCUCCGAGACUCCAGCGGACAAGCAAGGGGACCUUGAGGACUGACCGAAGGAAGCAACCACAAUGGCGAUGACGUCCGCCACAUCCAAGGUCUUGGCUUCUUGCUUUGCCGUCCUGGCAGUCUCCGUCAUCGCCGGCACCAUCACCAUGGGCGUCGUGUACCAUUUUGAAAUGCUAGAAAUAAACCCAACACGCCGACCAGAUACCAGUUCCACCGUGCCCCCGAUACCGACCUUGAGGCUCCCGAAGACCCUAGUACCCGAUACGUACACCCUCGUCCUCCAGCCUCACCUCUACACCAGAAUCGUCGAGGAGGUGAACGUCACCACCCCCAAUCAGACGCUGCUCUUCACUGGGAACUCCACGGUCAGCUUUCAAUGUGUCAAGGAAACACGGGCAAUCUACCUUCACAGCAAAGACCUGAAAAUCCAUUCCAGGCGUGUGUACAAUAACACAAAAGAAGACACAGAAGAAGACAUUCGUAUUAGCUCCUGGAAAGUUCACGAAGACGAAAGUGACUUUUUAGAAAUCCAGUUGAGUGAGCCUUUGAAGGCAGGGGGGAACUAUUCUCUGUUUCUGGAGUUCAGUGGAGCAAUAUCAGAUACCCUUGAAGCACUGUUUGUGAGCACAUAUGUUGAACAGGACACUAAUGAAGAGAGAUUCCUCGCAGCCACGCAGCUGGAGCCAACAUAUGCGAGGAGAUUGUUUCCUUGUUUCGAUGAGCCAGAUAUGAAGGCUGUGUUUGACCUGACAGUCAUCCACAGACUAAAUACAGAAGCUCUUAGCAAUACAAAAGGGCAAGUUACCACUAUAGAUGACGAAUGGCAAGAAACCACUUUUCUCCCAACACCGAAAAUGUCAACGUACUUGUUGGCUUUCGUGGUAUCACAAGUUGACGAGUUAACACAUGUCCCACAACCAGAACAUCGUGUGGAUAUACGAACGUAUGCACGUCGUGAGGCCAUUGAAGCGGGCCACACUAAGUAUGCUGAUGACAUCACCAAAGAUAUCCUCACUUUCUAUGAGGAGUAUUUCGGAAUCGACUAUAAACUGAACAAGCUCUAUCAAGUUGCACUGCCAGACUUGAGUGUCUCAGCAAUGGAAAACUGGGGACUUAUCACAUACCAGGAAGGUAUUUUGCUCUACGAGGAAGGAGUAUCAUCAUGGAUGCACCAGGAAGAUAUGGCCGUUGUCAUAGCACAUGAACUGGCACACCAGUGGUUUGGAAAUCUGGUGACGAUGAAAUGGUGGAGUGACAUUUGGCUGAACGAGGGCUUUGCCACCUACAUGUCAUACCUUGCAGUGGAUAAUGUUAACACUUCGUUCCAAACAAGACACACAGCCAUAAUGGACGACCUCCACGCUGCGUUUGAAAGUGAUGCUCUGAUCUCGUCUCAUCCUCUCAGCAUGCCACCGGAAGAGGUCCAGACAACUUCCCAGAUCAUUGGGACGUUUGAUCAUAUAAGCUACGCCAAGGGGGCACUGGUGCUGAGAAUGCUGGCCGACGUUGUGACAGAAGAUGUUUUCAAAAAAGGGAUCAGGAAUUACCUCGAGACCUUCCAGGGAGGAAACACGGACACGGACGACCUGUGGGACUCGAUCCAAGAGGUGCGCCGUGACAGUUACAUCACUGACACUCGUGCGCUGAUGAAACCUUGGACUGAACAGACGGGCUAUCCCGUCAUCACCAUCAACACCACCGAUGGAAAUGUGUUCCAGAACCAUUUUCUCUACAAUGUCUCUGCCCAAUCCAGUAACUUGUGGAACGUCCCGAUCAAGGUCAUGUCGAACAAAUCUUACUCUGACCGUCUUGUCUGGCUGGACGUCAAGGGCCCAGUCGGAAAGCCGCAUUUCAUAUCUAGGGACGGUGAGUGGAUCCUGGCAAACGUCAACUGUACUGGAUACUACAGAGUCAACUACAACCCAGAGAACUGGCAGCGUCUCCUGCAUCAGCUGGAGACGAACCCAAACCGGAUCCCACUGAUGAACAGAGGACAGCUCAUUGAUGAUGCCUUUAACUUGGCAAGGGCCAAACUGGUCAACGUGACUCUGGCUCUGAAUUCAACCCGUUUCCUCAAGAAAGAGAGGGAUCUCCUGCCCUGGCAGUCGGCAGUCAGGAAUCUUGACUACUUCAUCCAAAUGUUUGAACGCUCUGAGGUGUACGGACCAAUGCAGGUGUACUUACGGGAACAGGUCAAAAAUCUCUACGGCUUCUUCAGGAAUUUAACAGACUCGUCAGAAGUCCCAGAUGAUCAUGAUCAUUUAUUAAAGCACCUCCAGAUCACCGCCGUAGAAGUGGCCUGCUCCAACGGGCUGCCUGAAUGCAUCAAGAUGGCUGAAGAGAAGUUUGCUGACUGGAUGAACAGCAACAGCAGCACCAACAACAUCCACCCCAACCUGCGGUCUGUCAUCUACUGCCAAGCUGUGGCUGCUGGUGGGAAAAAAGAGUGGGAAUUCGCGUGGGAGAAGUAUCAGAACACCACCGACACUUCAGAGAAGGACCAGCUCCGACAAGCUCUGUCCUGCACCAAGAAGACGUGGUUGCUCAACAGAUACCUGGGAUACACUUUGGACCCUGAGAAGAUACGCCUGAUGGAUGUUGCUGCCACAGUUAUUUACGUAGCUGAGAACGCAGCCGGCCAGGCGCUCGCCUGGAACUUUAUCAGAGCAAACUGGGACUACGUCAGUCAGGGGGACGGAGCGGUUCUGAUUGGGGAAGUGAGCAGCAAGUUCAACACACAGUUUGAACUGGAGCAGCUGGAGCGGUUUGUGGAGGAUUACAAGUUGGACGAGGCCCACAGGGCGCUCCAGUCCAUUGAACAGACUCGAGUCAACAUCCAGUGGGUUGAGGAGAACCAAGACGUCGUCCUGAAGUGGUUUGAAAGAGAAACUGCUCACCUGGAGUAACAGUAGCAGUCGUACGUAUGGGCUCAGUCAGAUCAGCGGUGCUGUCCGUUUUCAGAGCUGCAAAUGGAUGUUCCUUUAAUGCCAAGUUAAUCAAAUUUCACUAGAAACUAAAUCAUUAAACAGGAUUUAGGAAACUGAAUUUCCCUUCAGGGAUUAAUAAAGUAUUUUUGAAUUGAAUCUGAAUUUAGUUCCUCACCAUAUUGAAUUAUGACUGUGCAGCAUGCACAGACUAUAAGAAUGUGCUAGUGUUUACUAAUGUGCACUAUUUAUACUGAAUUUUCAAGUUUUACAUUUGCAAAAUGUAAAGUUUUUACUCCUGUUUGUGAAUUUUGCACAUGCUGCUCAUGUGGCAUCAAUCUGUUAUAAAUCUGGGGUUUCAAAUGAAAAGAAAAACAUAAACAUAAAGGGCUCAUAAUAAAAGUUUGCUUGGACUGAACGUCCAUCAGAUCUGUUGCUCUAGCAAUAAACAGAUUCAAAUUAACUUUCAGUUCAACGGUUAAAAUCCAGCAGGGAUUUGUUUUUACUGUCAAUUUCCAGAUGCACUUCUUAACAUUUGCAAAUUUCUGUGUGUAUUUUAUAUGAUUUAAUCAAAGAAUAUAGUCAUUUUUGUCCCUGAAAUUAUUUUUUUUAAAUAAUAAAACAACAAUAAAAUCCUA